AUGGCUCAGUCCCAAUUAGACCCUCUCCCCAAUAACCUACCCUUCAGGAUCGUGUCCAAAACUAUUGGACGGGGAGCCUAUGCAUCCAUCAAAAAGGCCAUACCCCUCGAUACAACGUCGCCAGUCUUUGCUGUCAAGCUCAUCCACAAGGACUAUGCUGUCCGCCAAGGCCGCGUUUCUGCCAAGCAGAUGCUGAUGGAGGUCUCCCUUCACUCUCAUGUUGGCCAGCACGCCAACAUCAUAGAGUGGUUCGCCACAGGAGAAGACCACAUCUGGCGAUGGAUCGCCAUGGAAUUCGCCGAGGGCGGAGACUUGUUCGACAAGAUUGAGGCCGAUGUUGGUGUCUCUGAGGACAUCGCACACAUCUACUUCCUCCAGCUCGUCAGCGGCGUGAGCUUCAUGCACUCCAAAGGCGUCGCCCACCGAGACCUGAAGCCAGAGAACAUUCUCCUCUCCGAAACGGGUAAUCUCAAGCUCGCCGACUUCGGCAUGGCAACCAUGUUUGAGUACAAGGGGCAGCGCAAGACCAGCUCGGCCCUGUGCGGAAGCCCUCCUUACAUUGCUCCGGAGAUUCUUGCCUGUGGGCGCUCCGAUAAGAACGGAAAAGCAACAGCCAAGUACUCGCCAGAUCUCGUAGACAUUUGGUCGUGCGGUGUGAUCCUCUUCGUUUUGUUGGUGGGCAACACUCCAUGGGAUGAGCCAUCCAAGGGCAGCUGGGAGUAUCAAGAGUACCUCCGAACCAAGGGUCGUAGCACAGAUGCCCUUUGGGAUCGACUCCCUGCUGAGGCGCUUUCACUCCUCCGCGGAAUGAUGAGCGUCGACCCCGCAAGCCGAUUUUCCUUCAGCAAAAUACGUCAGCACCCUUGGUAUACGAGAAACAACACGUUGAUGACCGUGGACGGCAAGGUCGCUGACCCGCUCACUUUGGCCACCCAAAUGCUGCAGAACCUACGCAUCGAUUUCAGCCAGCAGCCCUCCCAGCAGCUCUCAUCAACCGCGGCCGACGCCAUGGACAUUGACGGCUCAGGUGUACCAAAUAAUAUUUCGUCUACCCAACCCGAAACACACAUUACCGACAUAGACUGGGACUAUGAACGCCCUGCCCUGCGUUCCAUUGGCUCCAUGGCCAUCUCGUCGACACAGCCAGCGUUGCGUAGUGACACCAGCACCUUCACCAAGCCACACGGCCGUAGCCAGGUGUUAGACCAUCUCGUUGAUGAGCCCACAAUGAGCCAAUUCUCGCAGAACCCCGGCCUCCCCUUGACCCUGACCCAGGCCGCGCGCCAGUUCCGCGACAUUGUACCAGCCGAGUCUCUGACGCGCUUCUUCUCCCACAUGUCGCCGCAGCUCCUCCUGCAAGUGCUCGGCGAUGCCCUCCAUCAACUUGGCGUUCCCUCGCCUCCCGUGACGCCAAGCUUGUACGCAGAACACGUCGCCACCGUCCGCGUCCGCACCAUGGACGGUCGCAAGCAGAGCCUUCACGGCGAAAUUCAGGUCGACCGUCACCAGCUGCCGGACGAUCAGGAACUUCUGGAUGUACGGUUCGUCAAAAUCAAGGGCGACCCUCUCGAGUGGCGUCGGUUCUUCAAAAAGGUGGUCGUACUAUGCAAGGAUGUUGUCUACGUCCCGGACGCAUAG
Messenger RNA from Verticillium alfalfae VaMs.102, 1638 nucleotides. Its product is annotated as serine/threonine-protein kinase chk1. The transcript has 2 exons. The record is from RefSeq and is a predicted model, not a curated record. Gene Ontology annotation, cellular component: nucleus; cytoplasm; site of double-strand break. Lineage: Eukaryota; Fungi; Ascomycota; Sordariomycetes; Glomerellales; Plectosphaerellaceae. Gene Ontology annotation, molecular function: ATP binding; protein kinase activity. Gene Ontology annotation, biological process: mitotic G2 DNA damage checkpoint signaling; protein phosphorylation. The coding region runs from base 1 to 1638 and encodes 545 amino acids.